Mya arenaria is the source of this 2913-nucleotide messenger RNA. Its product is annotated as kielin/chordin-like protein. The record is from RefSeq and is a predicted model, not a curated record. The transcript has 10 exons. Gene Ontology annotation, molecular function: protein binding. Bases 1 to 2913 code for a protein of 970 amino acids. NCBI's taxonomy places the organism in Eukaryota, Metazoa, Mollusca, Bivalvia, Myida, Myidae.
AUGCAGUUCCUUGCUUUGACUCUUCUGUUCGUGGCGAUAACCGGAAUCAGCAGCACGUACAACAUGCCUCCACCUCCGACUCCUCCACCUCCGACUCCUCCACCUCCGACUACUCCACCUCCGACUUUUCCUCCAACGUCUACUACGAAGCAUAACGGGUGCACGGUCGAGGGACAUUACUACUCAUGUGGAACAUUUGAAGAUCCUCGUGACCGAUGUAGCGAAUGUCAGUGCUAUCCGGAGAACACAUUGAAGUGUGUUAAGAAGCCAUGCGGGGAACCACAUUGUGGGUACGAGAUGCAAGAACCAACACCUGACAACUGUUGCAAGCGGUGUUUGCCCGAGUGUGCGUUAAUUGAUUGUCCAAUCUGCGACUGUCCGUUGGAGCAGAGAUAUUUCAGGCCAAAUUCUUGUUGCCCCGAAUGCAGACCGGAAGAUGAUUCAAGUGAAGAAGACCCUAAAACGCCAUAUGAUGACGUCAGAUGUACCUUUGAAGACCCUGAAGACAAAUGUAACAUAUGUACAUGCUACAGAGACAGCAUUGUCAAGUGCCAUAAGAAGCUUUGUUCGCCUCUGCCUUGCGGGUAUAAACGACAAAUUCAGCCCAAUGACGGCUGCUGUAAAAGAUGUGAAUCUGGUUGUGGCCGUUGUCCACGACUUUCGUGCCAUAAACAAAUAAUCCCAGCAGAUGCGUGUUGUCCUGUAUGCUUGUACAACCCAGACAGUAGCAGCAGCGAUAGCGGAAGUAGCGAGAGUAUCGACAGCAGCGGAAACAGCGGAAGUAGCGAGAGUACCGACAACAGCGGAAGUAGCGAGAGUACCAACAACAGCGGAAACAGCGGAAGUAGCGAGAGUACCGACAACAGCGGAAGUAGCGAGAGUACCAACAACAGCGGAAACAGCGGAAGUAGCGAGAGUACCAGCAGCAGAGCAAACAGCGGAAGUAGCGAGAGUACCAACAGCAGCGAAAAUAGCGGAAGUAACGAGGGCGAAAACAGCGGAAGUAACUCAGGUGGGAACAGUGGAACUAGCAGUGCCGAAAGUGAAAAAAGUGGUCGAAGCGGAAAAGACAGUCACGGUAGUAGCGCAAGUGGCCAAAGCGGCAGCAACAGCAGCAGCGGUGGAAAUACAAGCACCGGAAAAAGUGGAAGCAGCGGUUCAAGCAGAAGCCCAAGCAGUGGAAGUGGCAGUCACGACAAUAGCGGAAGUGGCAGCAGCGGUGGUGGUGUAUCUGGCUGCGACAAAAAUGGACACCAUUAUGAAAGCGGUGAUUUUGUUGACCCUGAAGAACCGUGCAACAUUUGUACAUGCUACACGACCGGUCAUUUUGAUUGUAAAAAGCGAACAUGCAAGCCACCAAAAUGUGGCGUGAAUAAACAGAAGAAAGAUGAAUGCGGAUGCCUCGUGCCUGACGACUCAUGCAGGGACAAAGUGUGUCUCAAACUUGAGUGCCCUGCGGAACAGAGAUACUUUGCACCUGACUCGUGCUGUGAAGCAUGCCAGUGUUCUGUCAAUGGAGUGUUAGUGCCGGAAGGCCCAUUUGAUGACCCGUGUAACACGUGUGAAUGCUUUGCAAACGGACAAUUCAAAUGUCAUAAACGACCAUGCAAUCCACCAAAAUGCGGCGUAAAUAAACAGAAGAAGAACGAAUGCGGAUGCCUUGUCCCCGAUGACUCGUGCAAGGACAUAGUGUGUCCCAAACUUGAGUGCCCUGAGGACCAGAGGUACUUCGCACCUGACUCGUGCUGUCAAGCGUGCCAGUGUUCUGUCAAUGGAGUGCUGAUACCGGAAGGCCCAUUUGACGACCCGUGCAACACUUGUGAAUGCUUUGCAAACGGACAAUUCGACUGUCAAAAACGACCAUGUGAGCCACCCAGAUGCGGCGUGAAGAAGCAGAAAAAGAAUGAAUGCGGUUGCCUUGUCCCCGAUGACUCGUGCAAGGAUAUAGUGUGUCCCAAACUUGAGUGCCCUAAGGUCCAGAGGUACUUCGCGCCUGACUCGUGCUGUGAAGCCUGUCAGUGUUCUGUCAAUGGAGUCUUAGUGCCGGAAGGUCCCUUUAAUGACCCGUGCAACACGUGUGAAUGCUUUGCAAAUGGACAAUUCGCAUGUCAAAUACGACCAUGCAAGCCACCAAAAUGUGGCGUGAACAAACAGAAGAAGGACGAAUGCGGAUGCCUUGUCCCAGAUGACUCGUGCAAGGACAUAGUGUGUCCCAAACUUGAGUGCCCUAAGGACCAGAGGUACUUCACACCUGACUCGUGCUGUGAAGCAUGCCAGUGUUCUGUCAACGGAGUCUUAGUGCCGGAGGGUCCCUUUAACGACCCGUGCAACACGUGUGAAUGCUUUGCAAACGGACAAUUCAAUUGUGAAAAGCGACCAUGUGAUCCACCAAAAUGUGGCGUGAAUAAACAGAAGAAGAAUGAAUGCGGGUGCCUUGUCCCCGAUGACUCGUGCAAGGACAUAGUGUGUCCAAAUCUUGAGUGCCCUGAGGAGCAGAGGUACUUCGCACCUGACUCGUGUUGUGAAACGUGUCAGUGUUUUGUCGAGGGAGUGUUAGUGCCAGAAGGUCCAUUCGGAGAUCAUUGUGAUGCAUGCGUUUGUAAAGGGGGUGUUGUCACGUGUUCUCCCCCAACCUGCCCUAGUGUGCCACUCGAGUGCGUCGACCCAGUCGUCGAUGAAAAUUGUAACUGGAUCUGCCCUAAUGGUGCCAACUGCAUGAUUAAUCCGGCUAAAGGUCUUGAAGAGGGAAAUGUACUAAAAUAUGGAGAACACAAGGUUAUCUCUGGCAACAAAUUUUGCAUUUCCGUUUCCGGUGACUAUUGGGCCCCGGAUUGCUACUGCAUUACAAUGAAUUGGGAGCAGUUUGUUCUGAAGUUACAUGGAGGAGAGUGUAUUAAAGAUCCAGAGUGGUAG